This is a messenger RNA of Toxoplasma gondii ME49, 3953 nucleotides long. RefSeq lists its product as hypothetical. Gene Ontology annotation, cellular component: vacuole; CORVET complex. The transcript has 2 exons. The coding region runs from base 629 to 3790 and encodes 1053 amino acids. The record is from RefSeq and is a predicted model, not a curated record. Gene Ontology annotation, biological process: intracellular protein transport; vesicle-mediated transport. Lineage: Eukaryota; Apicomplexa; Conoidasida; Eucoccidiorida; Sarcocystidae.
CGUGUACCCCACUGACUCUUUUUAUCAGUGGCUUCAAUAGCUGCACACCUUUCUGAGAAAACUGCUCCGUCAUGUGUCUUCUUGCAGAAGUCUUAGGUUCUUGAUCCGAAACUCCCCUCCAGAUCGUCCAGUUUGCAGUGUGUAGCCGAGCCACUUCUCCCCCAUGUUGCUCCACGUCCAGGUUUUCCCUCAUCCGUGAGGCCGAUCGAAGAAUGGACUUUCUGCGUUCAACUCUUAUCGCCUUAAGGGGAGGCAAUUCGAGUUCUGGCACAAACCGCCGGGGUGCCGCCCCUCGGUAGCGGUGUGUUCGUGAGCACAAUGCCGCAAGGAAGCCACGGCUUGAUACCGCGUGAGACACAACUCCCACGUGAAAAAGGCAGUUUUAAAUUUCCAUCUCUGUCUUUUGCGAUGGCUCGCCAGCCAGUUACGCAACGAGUUCGUGUUUGAAGUCGCUGCCACAAGCGGUCAUCUCCACCGAAGCGCUUCGAGAACUCGUAGCGAAAACCCAAACCUAGAGCGUUGUUUUUGGCAGCCGCCUUUUUGUCCCUUUAAGAAAGCCCCCCGCAACAGUACCAGAGCCUCGAGUGCUUCUUCUCUGCCCUACUCUCCGUCUUUGUUUUCUGUCGCCAUGAUUUCCUUCCCGUCGCACAGCCCUCGCUCCCAGUUCGCUCUCGGGCCGGUUUCCUCUCAUGCCACGACCUCGUCUGAAGUGGGGGCGAGGGCGCCACGCGCUCCUGCCCCCGGCACUCCGACGUCGUGUGUCUCUACCUCCCAGCCUUCUUUCUCUGGAAGUUCGGCGGCCGCCGUCGCGGCCGCAUCGGCGGUGACAACUCCGAUAAUUGCGUUUUCUCGGCGCUGUUUCUUGGACUCUCUGAGCACGCUGGUGGGGCGGAAGUUUCUUUUGCUGGACGAGAAACUCGCAGGGCCUUUGUCGCUGUUGGUAGACGCUCCGACGCUCCAGCAGCAUGGGGUCGAUCGCUGCUACCCGGUUUGCACGUUUCCAGUCCCGGCAAAUUCCUUGUCUGCGGGCGCUGCAGCCGCGCCGUUCGUUCUCUUUGUGUGUCGGCCUCGCCUCGCGCUUCUGCCGCUCCUCGUGCAGCACAUUCACUUCAUCGAGAAGACGUACCAGCCGACACAGCCGCCUUCGCUGUCUUCGUCCGCGGCCUCGUCCUUCUCGGCCUUCCCAGCCCCGUCUUGCUUCUCACCGUCGGGGCGCCACUACGUGGUGCUUUUCGUGCCCUCCGCUUCAGACUUCCUUGCGAACGAGUUGCGGCGGCUGCUCUCGAACCCCCCACCGCUACCGCCCGCCCUCUCCGGCGCGUCAGCGUCUUCGUCGCUCAUGUCCAAUCUGGGCAGUCUGCCGGCGGCGCUCACCAACUCGCUGCUCUUCAGCGCACCUGGAGCGGCACCCGGGGCUCCGGCUUCGACGCUCCAGCUGAACCUCGAGAGCACGACUGUGGCGGGUUGCCCGAUCUACUUCUUCCCACUCGCCCCGGACGUUUUGUCUCUGGAGCUCCCGAACUCGUUUCGCGACAUCCAUGUCUUCGGCGACCCGUCCCCUUGUCUGCAUGCGGCCGCGGCCGUCCAGCUCCUCCAGCAAGAGCUGAAGAACGCGGUCAUUCCUCACCUGCGCUGUCUAGGCAGCGCCGCCAAAACCGUUGCGGACCACCUCAUUCAACAGCGCAAGGAGAAGCAGGCCGCUGCCCAGCAGCAGGCCAUCUGGGGCGAGGCCGCCGCCACAACAGGGAGCGACUUGUGGGGUGGCGCUGGAGGCAGGAAUCCGGGCCGGGGGGCUUUUGACCCGGCGGGCGGGCUCCUCGAAGACGGCAACGGCGAGGUGCUUGAACAGCUCGUGCCCGUCGCCCCCCCCGUCCGCUUCGUCUUGAGCAAGGAAGACCUCGGAGGUCCGCCAGAUCCCGUCGACGGCGCCGACGCCCAGAUGCGGCCCCACCAGGUGAGCGACGAGACCCCCGCAAAUGCACGCGCGGGGAAGGACAGGGCGAGCGGGCCUCGGACAAUGCCUUGGAACAAGGCGGAGACGAACACUUCAGAUAAAAAGGGGGUUGACGCAGAUGCAGCGAACCGGGGACAGGGCGCUGGGCCGGAACCUCUCGCAGAACCCGCUGGUUGUUGCGCAGCUCCGCCCAGCCAGGGUGACGCGGCGCAUUCCGAGACAGUCUCCACGCGCGCUAGGACUGCGGCGUCUACAGGGCCCGCAGUCCCGAGUGUCGACAUGCUGGUCCUCGUGGAUCGACGCUCGGACCUCAUCACGCCGCUGUGCUCGGCCUUCACCUACGAGGCGCUCCUGGACGCGGUUUUCGGCAUCGACGCCGCAGCUGUGGAAGUACCGCAGCAGCUCCUGCAGCAGAAGCAGGCUGGGGGGGCGGGGGGUGGCGGUCCGGGAAACGGUGGGCCAGGAGGUGCCCGGGGUUCGGGUCCGAAGGGAUUUCCGGUCUUGCUGCCCUGUGGGCGCCGCCAGAAGGUCCCUCUAUUUUCCGACGGUCUCUUCGCGACGCUGCGCGACCUGCACCAGUCGGCGCUCGGUGCGCACCUUCACCGCGUUGCGAACGAGAUUCAGCAGACGUACAAAGAGAAGGACGAGCUGCGGUCCAUUCAGGAAAUAUCUGUCUUCAUGAACAAGUUCAAGGUGAAGCAGCAAGAGCACUCGUCGCUGUCGCUGCACGUCCGGCUCGCUUCCUUCCUCGCCUCUGUGACGAAGGACCCUGCCUUCUUCCGACGCCUCACGCUGGAGGACGAACUCCUGCAGACCGGCAGCGCCACAAGCUCCAGCAGUGCCGGCGCGACUCUCAGCGCCGCAGUCCUGACCGAGCUGGAAAACAUGGUCGACGCCUCCGCCCCCUCCGGCGGCCUCUGGUGGGCCUCGCCUGGGGCGCCGCUGGGCUCCACUGGCCCCCGGGCGCUCGAUGCCGGCGGACCCCCCGCGGGCCUUUCCCACCCCGCGAAGCCCGCAGCCGCGCCUUGCGUUGAAGACGUCUACCGUCUCCUGUGUCUGGCCUCGGUUGUCAACGGCGGCCUCAAAGGCAAGCAACUUGAAGGCCUCAGAAAGGGCUUGAUUCAGCAGCACGGCAUUCGAGAAGCCGUCCGCAUGGCCCACCUGCAAAGGGUCGGUCUCCUCCGGCAGGCGGACGGCGUAGGCGCCGGAGGCAGCACUGCGGGGGGAAAGGGCGGCAACACCCUUGGCAGCUGGAAGACCCUGAAAAAAGAAUGCAACCUGAUAGUAGAGGAGGAACAGUCUGUCCACGACAUCGCGUACGCUUGCUCAGGAUAUGCACCACUCUCAGUUCGCCUUUUGCAGUUCCUGCAUGAGCAGCCGAACGGCUGGCGCUCGAUCCCGCACAUUUUGUCUUUGCUGUGGGGCCCGGCGAUGGAGGUCCGCCAGCAGCAGCAACAGUCGCCUUCCGGGUCGCUGCAGGCUUCACAGCAGAAGCUUCUCGAGCUCCAGCAGCGCGAGCAGAGAGCGGACUUGUCUGAAGGCGAGGGCAACUCUAACGUGACAACCGUCAUGGUCAUGUACCUCGGCGGGGUCACCUACGCUGAGAUCGCUGCAAUUCGCAGACUUAACGAAAUGGAGAUCGCGAAGCACCAACAGUUUCUCGAGGACCAGCGCCUCGGUGCGGCGCCACCUGCCAAGGCGCCCCCGCGUCGACGGUACAUCAUUGUAACGACAGAGAUCAUUAAUUACAAAAAAUUGAUUGCGAGUUGUGGAGAGGAUCCAGAAGAUCCAUGUGAACGGUUCCUUUGGCAGGCGCGAGAGCCGGGGGAUGCUUGAAGGUCACAGGGGGUUUCCACGGCAGCGAGACCAGCAACUUGUAACUCAGCUUACAAACACUCUCCAAAUCAGAUGGUGGAUCGGCUACUACAGGUCACUCAACACUGCUUUGUUCACUCAGCCCUCAUCCUCUGUCGCGCGAACAGAGAAUUGCAAACUGUCA